GCGACGAACAGCUAAAGCGAUUUGAAGGACAAACUUCGUAAUGUCAGACAUGGUCGAUAUCGGCAAAUGCAGGCCAUUCAAGUCGAUUCAGUGGAUUGACGCUAUUUACUAUUUGGUAAAGGCUUUUGAAAUAAACAAAUACCCCUUGGGCUCCAUUCAUGAGCAAGCGCCUAGCAUCAUUUCAUGGCCCGUCUACGCCAACAUCAUCCCCCGUGUCACAAGUAAAGAAAUCAGUGACGCCAGCAUCACCAUCAAGGGCUUCCGAUGCGUCUAUUCAUCGAAAAUUUAGAACGUUGCUCCACGAGUUGCGCUCGAUCGCCAAUACAUGGGAUGACAUCGUCCUCGUCGACGGCUUAAAAGCUGCGCGGACUCUGGUCGAUUCUCGCACCGAAUUGGACAACGCACUUGCCAUGGUUCCUGCCGAUAUGCAGCCUGGGUCAAUCAUGGUUGGUCCGAAGCUCGACGUGAUGGAUGAAUGUAUCACUCAACUCGAUUCGGUUCUCAUGAAGCUCUCGAAGUUAUUGCAGAGAAUGAGCAUUGUGCUCGAUAAUAUGGAGGCUCUGAUGUUCGAAGCGGAGAAGUUAAAGGGCUUUCAAUGGUGCCACGAGGAACCUUUGUGGAUUUCAUGGCCCAUCGAGAAAUUUGUGCUGUCACUGUCUGGGCUGACAACUCCGUAUCAUCGGUCGCUUGCACUUCAUAAGGAGCUAGUUGACAUCUUGCGCACUCAUACAGUGUCCUUUGAACAUUCUCGAAACGCUAUCAAUCAAUGGGUCGAGCAGCCUUUCUUAAGAGAUGAUGGUUGGCACGCAAAAUGGGAGGACCUUUGUGAAGUAGAGGUAGAAAGAUGGGACGCAAGAUAAUAAAAACAAUUAGACAAAGUAACA
Suillus paluster is the source of this 884-nucleotide messenger RNA. RefSeq lists its product as uncharacterized. NCBI's taxonomy places the organism in Eukaryota, Fungi, Basidiomycota, Agaricomycetes, Boletales, Suillaceae. Bases 159 to 860 code for a protein of 233 amino acids. The transcript has 5 exons. The record is from RefSeq and is a predicted model, not a curated record.